Molecule: messenger RNA, 1347 nt
Organism: Pseudonaja textilis
Lineage: Eukaryota; Metazoa; Chordata; Lepidosauria; Squamata; Elapidae
Source: RefSeq, a predicted model, not a curated record
CACAACUCGGAUGCGUCCCUCAAUGAAAUCGAGUUUGACACCUCUGAUUUAGCAUUUUCAGAACAACUAUCUUGUUCAUCAAAUACUAAUCAACAAUCUUGACAACCUUGUACUUAUAUUUCAGGAGGUGAUGAGGAAUUUGGUUAAGAGAUAUGUAGCAGCAAUGAUAAGAGAUGCUAAAACUGAAGAGGGACUAACAGAAGAGAAUUUUAAGGAAUUAAAGCAAGAUAUUUCCAGUUUUCGCUUUGAAGUAUUGGGUCUUUUAAAAGGAAACAAACUGGGUAAUAUACAACACUCUAAAACUAGCACAGAAGCCUCCUCCUUGACAGAAUCUGAUGAAGGAAGUGAAAGUGGAGGAAAUGAAAAAAUCAUGAAGAAAAACCUCAGCCUUUUCGAAAUAACUACAAUGAUUCACCCAAGAGUAGUAGCAAAAGUCUCUAAAGCACACAACCAAAGCAAUGGGUCAGCAAUGAUGUCAACUGAAUCCAUGAAGGAAAGACAAAAGAAAGUUAACUUUGUAGCUGAGGUAAAAAAGCGUAGGUUGUUUCAUAGACAAUCAAAUAAUGGCUCUAUUGAGCAUAGUACAAAUAAAAUUUAUUCAAUUUCUGAAGAAAUUUCCCAUCAACAAACAGAAGAACAUAAGAGAGUAAUUGAACUGGGAGAUAAAUCAUUGGCUGUGAACUGUGAGCUAAACAAACAGGAUCUCAGUGCAAAGUGCACAGUUCCCAGUAAUGAGCAAGGUAGAAAGGAGACUUUCGACUGUAUGCUGAAUAAGAAAGCUGCUUCCUCUGACUGGAAAACCACCAAGGGGCAGGACUCUAAUUUUCCCAGAGAAAGUGAUUUGCUAAACAAUGAGCAGGACAUCAACAUCAUAAAGGAAGAAACAAAUAUUCAGAGCAGCUAUAUGACAACAAGGUUGUGAUGAAAGUAGGCAGAACCUGUCAAAUUAUGUAUAAAUUGUAAAAUGCUUUGAAACAGAAAUAUUUAAACUUAACUACCAAAUACAGUAUUAGAAUAUUCAAAAACUGUAGGGCAAAAUAUUGUAAUAUAAUUCUAUGACGAAAAAUAAACAGAAAAAUCUGCUUUGUAACUCAUUUUUGUUUUUACAAUUACUUUUACAGAUUUUAUUAAGCAGGAGUGUCUGGUAUUCUUGUAUUGUUGCAAUAAAUGCAGAAAGGUUUAUAGAUACCUUCUUCAAUCUGAAUUAAAAAAACAUUUUCUCUGUGAUAGUUGGUGCUUAUAGUAAAUAUUUUUCUAUGCAAAUAAACAUAGCUUAAUAAAGGUGUGAGCCAAUAUGAAUGUGUUUUAAUGUUUCCUAUUGAACCAUUAAAAUGUUUCGUAUCUGUA